AAUUCUGCCAUUUAGUCGUAAACGAGUGCUUGGAGACUUCACAUAUUGGAGGAUCAAAUCCACGUCAUAACUUGCAUUGGCAAAAUAUCUACUGCUCUACUGUGUGAGAAUACAGGAGAAGAAGAAAUAGAAAAAAAGUGAAAUACCAUACAAAAAAUUUGAUUUUUCCUCCAUGGGUGUUUUUUCAUGUGGAAUAUAGGAAACAAAGCAAAAUAAUACAAAAAUCAUAGUGUGUGAAAACAAGAAAUUGUAUAGAGAAGAAAUUUUUGGUGGAAUAGAAAAAAAUUACUGGAUUUAAUUAAAAUCCACACACACACGCACGCAAAAAAAGUGACCAUUUGUGUUUGGAGAAACCUUAAAAAAUUAAAACGUAAAAAAACCUGAAUUGUCAUUUGAAAAAAAAAAAUAAUAAAUUAUAAAGUGGCAAAAAUAUUUUUCCCUUCAAAAGUCUCGCUGAGAAGACAAAAAGCAAAGAAAACGCCAACUCUGUACUAAAAUGGUGGUGAUUCACUGACAAAAGAAAAACGGAGAAUUGUCAAAUAGAAAAAAAGUAUUUUUUUUUGUAUGUGAAAGUGCAAGCAAAAGGAUAACUGCAGCAGCACAUUGUUUUUUUACUUCCAAACAAAGGAUAACAACUUGAAAAUUAAUUGUGAUAUUUUUUGGUUUUACCCAGAACCAAUCAACAUUCUUAUACGAGUGCAAUUUUUAAUGCUUUAAAUUAAAAAGUAAAACAAGAAAAAAAAGGAUACAAACCAACCAAUCAUCUCCACACCAACGCUACUCCAUUAAAAUUAACAAAGUGUGUUUGGUUAACAAGGCAAACGAAGAAUUAAAAGGAUUAACUCUCUCUUUCCCACUUGCUGCAAUAACUGUGAUUUUUCUUGGAUUAUUUUUCCUGCUGCACACACCUAAAUUUUGAAAAAAAAAAAAGGAUUUAAUUCUUUACUGCAGUUUAACACAAAAAAUUACAAACAAUCUAUUUGGAUUUAACAAAGGCACAUUCUCCCGAUUUCUAUAUUGAUUUUACUGCAACUGCGUAUUUUGCUAGACAACUAACAAACAAAGUUUGAUUGAUUGAUCAUCAGCAACAAAAGCACCAACAAGUCAGCCAACCGACAAACAUCUGUCGCAUACGUCGCAGCAGCAACAGCAUUACCAUUUUUGUGUUUUUGUCCAACUUGAGGAGUGACAUUCAUUCCUUGGAGCAUCGAAGCGAGCAUUACUUUAUGGAAAUUAGCUGAUACAACAGUUAGGAGGAAAUUGAGAAAGGCAUAGAGAUUUUGAAAUUGAAAGCAACAACAAAAAGAACAGCAGCAGAAAACAAAGCAAAAGAACAGAACCCAGCGGUACUCAAGAAUAUAAAUUUGCAUUAUUAUUUGUUUUGGAUUGAUUAAACCAAAAAAGGGAACACAAAACAUAUACAAAACGACGUUUAGUUCAUACAUAUUUUUUAUAAAUUGAAUUGAGCUAGAAAAACGACAAAAUUCCUCAAAGUAAAUACAAUCCAAAAUUAAAUUAAAACAAAACAAAACACUGAAAAAGACAAACAGCUGGGACCCAUUCUUGCUCUUCUACACUUUUUUGCAAUAUCCAACAAUUGUAUCACGCCAAGUUUUUUGAUCUCUUACGCCAACCAAGCAACCACUACUACCCUCCUCACGUGAAGAAAAUAUAUAUAUAGAAUUUUUAUUAUAAAAGAAAAACAAGAAGAAGAAGAAGAAGCAAAAAGUUCACAUCACUAACUCAACAACAACAACAAAAUUAGAAACAACAAAUUACCUUUUUAACCGCAAUAAGAAUUUCGCUGGGCGAAGAAUUACUGCAAUUUAACUAAAUUAACAAAACAAAAAAAAAUAUAUCAGCAGCGUAAAUAACAACAGCAACUGCAACCACCACAACACACCAAAACCAAAACAAAGCAAUGGAACGUGAAUCAAAUCCGAUGCAACCUAUGUGCCGCUCCGGUUGCGGCUUCUAUGGCAAUCCAGCCACAGAUGGUUUGUGCUCAGUUUGUUACAAGGACUCCUUAAGAAAAAAGCAACAACCACCUGUUGGCAGCACUCCCGUAUCAGUUCCAAGCCCACAACCAAGUCCCACAUUUAGUCCAGCCAUUACAAUACCUUCAGCCGCACAGCCAACAGUACAGAGUUUACAACAGCAACACAAUGAAAUUAAAGAUAAAAUAAAUGAAGAAAAUUCAGCCAAAACUAGCAGCGAAACAGCCGCAUCCGCCGGUCCAUCAACUUCCACCGAACCAGCCGAAGAAGAUAAAGACAAGGAAGAUGACAAAGAUUCUAAAAAGAAAAAGAACCGUUGCUCCGAAUGUCGCAAGAAAGUGGGCUUGACAGGUUUCCUUUGCCGAUGCGGUGGUCUUUACUGUGCUGUCCAUCGAUACAGCGAUAAGCACAACUGCACAUUUGAUUAUCGGGAGCACGGAGCCCAAGAGAUCAGACGCAAUAAUCCGGUAGUCGUUGGCGAGAAAAUACAAAAAAUUUGAACUUUUGUGCCAUCAUCUUUAAACCACUUUAUAAUAAUAAUAUAAUUCUUAUACAUACAUCUAUAUAUAAAUAUAAAAAAGAAGGAAGGAAAAAAACAACAGAAAACACAAAAACUUAUAAAUAUUAAAUAUACAUAUAAUAAAAAUAUAUUAAAUAAUACUGAAAAAAAAAAACGGAGAAAAAUACAAAAACAACAACAAACACUAAAAGAAGAAACAGAAACAACUAAUUUAAAGAUAAAAAAAAGAAAAAAAUUAAAAAAAAAAACUGGAAAAUUAUACAUGAAAAAAUACCCCCUGCAAUAGCUCUCCUACUCCAUCACACAACAAGCCAGCAAACAACCAUAGCCACCACCACAACCAUUACUUCUCUAUACACACACAAGCAGACGACACACACACAUAUUUUUUUAUAUUUAAUAAUUAAAAUUGAUUGAAGUUUCUUAUUUUGUUUUAUUUAAAAGAAAAAAAAUCAAGAAGAAAAUAACCAAAAAGAAAAACAAUUAAGUUGUCUUCUCUAAAUAAAUUUUUUAAUGGAAUAAUGUUUAGUUUUCAUUUGCAAUCCAAACAAAAACACAUACAACACAAACGCCUAAAACCAUUAUUACACCUCCUACCAAUCUACCUACCUACCUACAUAUAUAAAUAUAUUUGCAAUUAGCGUUUUUUUCUGUAGUAGAAUUUUUUUGCUUUAGUUUUCAUUAUUACUAUUAUUAUUUUUUUGUUUUUAAUUAUAUAAAAAAAUAAAUAAUUUCAACAAAUAUCGAAAAGGGAAAACAACAUAUAUAUUUUUAUUUUUUAUUAUUAUAAUUAUUAUGAUUUUUUUCUUGUAUAGAACCAAGUUAGAGUAAUACAUUACAUAGAAACAAACAAACACACACACAUUUUAAGGGAUAAAAUUAAUAAUAAUAAUAAUAUAUGAGAAAAAUUUAAUAUAUAAGACGUUAAUAUUUUUUCUUUCUUUCUUAUAUAUACAUAUAAUUAGUAGGAUAUUCUAUAAACAAAAGCAAAUUCUCUAUACUUGUUCUCUACACCAUUUUCAGAUGUUAUACACUAAAACGAUAUUUCACAAAUAAAAUUUCGAAAAUUUUUCCCAAUAAACUGCUGCGGUUAUUUUUUUUUUAAUUGAAAUGUGAAGAUCUAUUUUUAUUUCAACAAAUUUCUUUGGUGAUUUUGUAAAGGAAAGUAAAAAAAUAACGUAAAUGAUAAAAAUUUCAUUUUUUUUUUUUUAGUUGUGAAAAUCUAUAAAUUUUAGGAAAUUUCCAUAAAAAAUUUAUAGAAUUUCAAUCUAAAUAAAUUGCUAUGGAAUUUUGGAAAUUACGGAUUGCCAGUAAAUAUUUGAAAUUGUGAAAUUAAACAAAAAAAAUGUUCUCCAAUUUUAAUAGAUUUGCUGCAGUGCUUCUACCCAAUAUCAAGUAAUUGUUGUUCAGUUGGCCAUCUAUUGAGAAUUGAAGUUUAAUUUAAAUGUUACACAACAAACUUUGCUGUAGAAGUUUCUUUGUCAGGGUUUCCAAGUCCUCUCAGAGUGAUGCCGAACUUUUGUCGGGAAAUAUGAUGGAAAUUAGAUUUCGAUACUCAAAUAUUUCAAAAUAAAUAUAUUCAAAACAAAAUAAAUCCUUUUUACUUCAUCUAUUUAAUAAAUCCCAUAUUGCUAUUUUGUUUAAUAUCGAAAUGGUUUCAAAUAUGGAUUCUGGCUACCUUGUUAUUUUGGAAAUUUGAACAAACUUCGAUUUUUGAGGUUUCAAGUGAAUUUGUAACGAAUUACUCAAAUUUAAGUUCAAAUUCAUUCUUCAAAUGAGAUAUCGUCCAAGCCAAGUAAUUUUAAUUUUUAACGAGAAACCCUGUUUGGAUUUCAAUUGGAUAACUGCAAAUAAAUCCUUUUUAACUUCAUCUACUUAAACAAACCCACAUUGCUAUUUUGUUUUAUAUCGAAAUGGUUUCAAAUUCUGGCUACCAUCUUUAUGGCCAAUUGUUAUUUUCGAAAUUUGAACAACCUUCGAUUUUUAAGAUUUGUAAUGAAUUACCAAGCCAAGUAAUAAUUUUUAUCGAGAAAACCCUAUUUGUAUUUCGAGUGGAUAACAAAUCCGAGUGUACCCAAACCGCUGCAUACUCAUUUUAAAACUCGAAUAGGAAUUGGAUUUACAAAGCUAUUUCAUUGAGAACAUGGACUUCCGUUACGAUCGAAAUAUUUUAUUUUGGUGAGAAUACAAAACUAUACGCCAAAAUCCAAUUUUUGAUUCAAACAAUUUUAAAAUCCCUUUGUAAAAAUUGUUUAAUUAAAAAAAAUAUUCUGGAAAUAUUCGUUUGAAUUAUUUAAAUUCAACUUCAAUAUCUAAAACUUUUAUAACUUUCAAUUCAAGUCUUUGUUUUUUAACACGAUAAUUUACAAGUUUGAAGUGAAAUAUAUAUUUUUUUGUAUAACAUUUGAAAAUGGUGUAGUAGUUUAAAAUUAUUUAAAAACAAAUCAAAACAUAUUGAAGAAGUAAAGUGCUGCUGCAGUUUUUUUUUUUAACAUAGAUUAUUUUUUUUUGUUCUUUUGAAAAUUACUUUUCUUAUUUAGAAAAUUUAGUAAAAAAAAAACAACGGUAAUUUUUGCUUUAAACAACAAAACUCGAUAUAAAAAGGAAUUAUUAUUAAAAAAUUAUAUAGGAUUUAAUUUUUAUUCUUUUCUUGAAAAAAUCAAAAAAAAAAAAAAAAAAAAAAAAACAACUCAAUACACACCGACACCUACACUUACACGCGAUUUCUUUUUAAUAUAGUUUUUAAAUGUUUAUAUAAUGAAAAGAAAAAGAAGGAAAAAAAAAACAAAAACAGAAAAUGGAAAUAAUGCAAACCAAGCUCUUUUUAAUGUAAUUAAUUAUCAUUAUUAUUAAUUAAUUAAUAUUAGUUUAUAAAAUAUAAAAGAUAAGAAAAAGGAGAAGAAAAACAAAAAAACCAAUAAACAAUUCUAAAAAUGAAACCAACAAAACACUUUUGAAAAAACACCCUACUAAAAAAAAAAAGAAAUUUUACACUAAGUUCAAAAAAACUUAUUUAAUACUACUACAACAACAACAAACAAGUGGGAAAAAGGAACAAACAAGUAAAACCUACUACUAUUUACUAGACAAAAACCAACAACAUAUAUAAAAUCCAAGCAAACUUUAUAUAAAUAUAAACAAAAGGCAAACUAAUGGACAAAAGUAUUUUGGGGUUUGUAAUGAAAACAAAAAAUGAAAAACACAACUGCUUAACAAAAAGAUACCCAAAAUGCUUUUAAUCUAAAUUAUAUUUGAAUAAAAUAUGGAAAAAUUAAGAACUCUUUCAAUGCUUAUAAAACAAACAAAAUGUUUUGAAAUCUAAUGAGUAGAUAAAUCCAGCGGGAAACAAAACAAUUAGCAAGGAUUUUGUAUCCAUCUACCAAUCAAACCAAGCCCCCAUCUAAAAACACAGUAGAAGUAGAGAUUAUUAUUGAUUUUAUUUUCGUUAUUUCUUUAUUAUUUUUCUUUUGAAAAUUUGUGUGAGUUUUGUUUAUUAUUAAUUUUUUUCUCUUUCUCUCUCUCCCACUAUCUCUCUGAGCAAGUCUAAAGUUAAUAUGGUUUUAAUUAUAUACAAAUAAACAAUAAAAUAAUAAUAAUUAAAAAAACACAACAAUAUUGAAAUUGAAACUUUAAAAAACAAAUAAAAUAAUAUAUAAAAACAAACAAA
This is a messenger RNA of Musca domestica (house fly), 6184 nucleotides long. Its product is annotated as AN1-type zinc finger protein 5. NCBI's taxonomy places the organism in Eukaryota, Metazoa, Arthropoda, Insecta, Diptera, Muscidae. The transcript has 6 exons. The coding region runs from base 1922 to 2497 and encodes 191 amino acids. The record is from RefSeq and is a predicted model, not a curated record. Gene Ontology annotation, molecular function: DNA binding; zinc ion binding.